Messenger RNA from Doryrhamphus excisus (bluestripe pipefish), 2721 nucleotides. It is a transcript of the gene angptl3, whose product is annotated as angiopoietin-like 3. Gene Ontology annotation, biological process: phospholipid catabolic process; blood coagulation; platelet aggregation. The record is from RefSeq and is a predicted model, not a curated record. Gene Ontology annotation, cellular component: fibrinogen complex. Gene Ontology annotation, molecular function: extracellular matrix structural constituent; protein-macromolecule adaptor activity. NCBI's taxonomy places the organism in Eukaryota, Metazoa, Chordata, Actinopteri, Syngnathiformes, Syngnathidae.
GUCUGAGUGCAGGGUAGAAGGAAAAGGGUGUUGCCAGUACAUUUAGACAGCAAGCACUGUGGAAAAGGAAGACAGAAACACAAAUAAUGAUGCAAUUUUUCCUCUUACUGCUGCUAGCCAGUUCCACGGUCGUUAUUUCUUUGGAAAAGUUUGGUCGAGAAGAUAUGCUCACAGUAACUUCCAAAAGCCUUACAACAGAACCAAGUCCUACAGAGGCAAAGUCUCGCUUUGCCAUGCUCGAUGAUGUUCGUCUACUAGCAAAUGGCCUACUUCAGCUCGGGCAGAGCUUACGGGAGUUCGUACACAAGACCAAGAACCAAAUCAAUGACAUUUUCCAAAAACUGAAUAUUUUUGACCGGUCCUUUUACCGGCUUUCAGUGGUCACGUCAGAGAUCAAGGAGGAAGAAGAAGAGCUAAAGAGGACAACAAGUGUCUUGCAAGCCAACAAUGAUGAAAUUAAGAACAUGUCUAUGGAAAUCAACUCUAAGAUCAACAACAUUGUGCAGGAACGUGUACAGCUGCAGAGUAAAGUGGGGAGUCUUGAGGAGAGACUCAAGGGACUGUCCCAGAGUAUGGUCCCUGCUGACCAGAUCAAAGAAAUUACAGCACUCAAAGAUGUGAUUGAAACUCAGGAGAAAACAAUCACAAGCCUACUGAAAGCUGUGCAGGAUCAGCAUGAGCAGCUAGAUCAGCAAAAAAACAAAAUUAAGAAAAUGGAGGAAAAGCUCAACUAUGACACCUUCCAAGAAACCUUUGAUAAACCAGUAGAUUCAGAGACUACAGCUCCUGAUGCGUUUGAGUAUCUGACAAACGCCACUGACUUGGAUGAAAAUGAUCUCCCCAUUGAUUGCAGUGAGUUAUUUGAAAGAAGAGAGACCCGGAGCGGAAUCUACGUCAUCAAGCCAAAACAAUCUGAGCCUUUCAACGUUUACUGUGAAAUGGGGUCUGAUGGAGGUUCAACUGUGAUCCAACGUCGGGUUGAUGGUUCAGUAGAUUUUGACCAGACAUGGGAAAAGUAUGAGAAGGGCUUUGGAGAUCUGGAAAAGGACUUCUGGUUGGGUCUAAGGAAGAUUCACAGCCUUACAAACCAAGGCGUGUACAUUUUGAGAACCGAUCUGGAGGACUGGAAGGAGGCUAAGCACUGGGCUGAGUACCACGUCUCUCUAGACGGUCCCUCUGAGCACUAUACCCUCCAUCUUAGCCACUUUACCGGUGACCUGGUGGAUGCCAUGGCCAAUAGUUCCAGUAUGAACUUCAUCACAAAGGACAGAAUUGACACCAACCAACAAAACUCUAACUGUACACGAAGUUAUACAGGUGGUUGGUGGUUCACCGGGUGCGGAGAGAACAACCUCAAUGGAAGGUAUGUAUGGGUCAGAGCAAAGGGUCAUUCUGCGAGGAGGAGGGGUGUACAGUGGAAACCCGGCAACGGGUCAGCAUAUUCCCUGAAGAGGACCAAGCUCUCCGUAAAACCAGUCACGACUGCAAAAGGUUUUAAUUGAACUUGUCAUCCCACGUGGUCUAUUCAUUCAUCUUCAUAUUCACCAUUAACACCAAUACCGUAUACAGCACUCAACCAAAUAGGGAAAGCACUGAAAGAUAAGUCAAUAACACCACCACAUUAUUCAUGCUGUGUUAAGCUGGUUAUUUCAUCAAAACCAUUUUGGGAGAUGGGGUUGUAGCACAACUAAAACAGCACAAGUCACAAUAUAUAGUACUGCAAUGGAGAAAUGAUGGAACAAUGCCAGACCGGUCAUCAACCUAAUCGUUCCAUCCAGUUAAGCCAAUAGAAAUGCCCGCAUGCAAUAUCAGCAGUCACUUUCAACAUGAAGAGAUUGAUUAACCACGUUGUGUGCAAUGUCAUGAUGAAGCAGCAGAUGGAAAAACAACAAGGAGGGACUGAAAAUCAAUUCUAAAAAGUUGCCUUACUUGGCUAUUUAUUUCAGUGAACAUGAAGGUGUCUAGUUGACUCUAUCAUGCUCUAGCAGCUUAAGACACAAACUAAAAAAAGGUAAAAGACAAGUCAUGGAGAAAAUGAAAGACAAAACACUUUCACUUUGCACUGUUUUUAAAAAUACCAUAGACAGAUAAUAUAUUGUUGCCGUGUAUGUUGCUGCACUGGGAAUGUGACUCCGGUCUAGCAUCACUCUUUUACAAAAUAAUAAGGAAAAAAGUUAUGAGAAUAAGCAUAGACAGAUCAUGUUACAGAUUACAAAUGACAGGUAUUGCUUCUAGAACAAUGUUGUGCAAACGUCCAUUGGUGUGAAUAAUACUAUGUAUGUGGAUAAAUACUAUGUGUAUGUGUGACGGGGUGAUAUGGUAUUUAAAACACCCUAACUAAAAAUUAAACUGUACUUUGUUUUGGUAGUGAAAUGCAUUGUGAAGUGUUUUAUGUGCUAUCCUUUUUUACUCUGUGAAAUAUUUAAAACAUGCCCCUGCAAUUAUGGUAUGUAUUAUGGUUAGACAGACAUAAUUUCUGUGUAUCUCCCAGUCUAUUGAGUCAUAUUGACUCUUGUUCGUUGGAAACUAAUGUUCUGUCAAUGUUUUUCAUACAUCACGUGUCAUAGACCCUGACAAUGUAAGCCUUUCAAACCCACAUGUCCUAAUAAAGAAAGAAAAGCUUGAAUGACUUUAUAUUCAAUACUUUUUAUGAACUGCUCUCAAGUACAUAAUCCUAAUACUAUUUCACUAACACCUCCGCAUUACGAAAACAGAGAAAAG